This is a messenger RNA of Babesia bovis T2Bo, 1566 nucleotides long. RefSeq names its product RuvB-like 2 DNA helicase family protein. The record is from RefSeq and is a predicted model, not a curated record. Lineage: Eukaryota; Apicomplexa; Aconoidasida; Piroplasmida; Babesiidae. Gene Ontology annotation, cellular component: Ino80 complex; NuA4 histone acetyltransferase complex; Swr1 complex. Gene Ontology annotation, molecular function: DNA helicase activity; ATP hydrolysis activity; ATP binding. Gene Ontology annotation, biological process: regulation of transcription by RNA polymerase II; chromatin remodeling; box C/D snoRNP assembly. The coding region runs from base 31 to 1497 and encodes 488 amino acids. The transcript has 3 exons.
UAGCAUGAUCAGCGUGUUAUAAUUUAUAAAAUGACGCAAACUAUAGAAUUAUCGGACGUAGUCAAAAUAGAACGGGUGGGAAUCCACUCGCACAUCCGCGGACUAGGUGUAGAUGAUAACCUCAACGUAGAAUACCAAGCCGAUGGACUUGUAGGACAGGUACAAGCACGACGGGCAGCAGCCCUCGUCGUGAAAAUGAUGAAAACCGGCUGCAUCACAGGAAGAGGGAUUCUACUAGCAGGACAACCAGGAAGCGGUAAAACCGCACUGGCGAUCGCAAUAUCCAAGGCACUGGGUCCGGAUACACCAUUCACACAUCUGAACGCAUCUGAAGUGUAUUCCAUGGAAUUAAGUAAAACCGAGUGCCUGCUCCAAGCAUUCAGGCGCUCAGUGGGUAUCAGAGUUGAAGAAGAAGCAGAAAUAAUUGAAGGAGAAGUAACAGAAAUCGAAAUUGAUAAAUUUGCCAAUCGACAAAUAGACCCGGCUUCGUUCAAUUCAGCACCUACAAGAGUUGGCAAAAUGACAAUUAAAACAACUGAUAUGGAAACACUAUAUGAUGUGGGACAUAAACUGAUCGAAGCUCUAAGGAAAGAAAGUGUAACCGCUGGUGAUGUUAUACGGAUAGAUAAAUCCACCGGAAGUGUACGUAAACUGGGACGGGUAUACUCAAGAGCACGCGAUUAUGACGCCGUGGGACCACACAUCAAGUAUGUACAAUGCCCAUCUGGUGAAUUGCAAAAACGCCAAAAAGUGGUACAUACAGUCACACUGCAUGAUGUAGAUGUGGUUAACAGCCGCUCAGAAGGGUUCCUUGCACUCUUCGCGGGAGAUACCGGAGAAAUUGAUAAUAACAUCAGAAAACAAAUCGAUGAAAAAGUCAGAGAAUGGCAAGCUGAUAACCGUGCUGAAUUGCUACCAGGAGUGCUGUUCAUCGAUGAAGCCCACAUGCUAGAUGUGGAGUGCUUCUCAUUUUUAUGCAGACACCUGGAAACUGAAAUGUGCCCAUUCCUCAUCCUUGCAACUAACAGAGGAAUUACCAACGUAAGAGGAACCUUCUACAAAUCACCGCAUGGAAUACCACUGGACCUAUUGGACAGAUUGCUUAUCAUACCAACGUACCCAUUCCAACCAGAAGAUACAGAAAAGAUUAUACAGGAACGCUGUAACGAAGAAGAUGUGGAACUUGAUGAGGAGUCUUUGCAUCUACUGUGCAAAGUGGCUUCAGAAACUUCACUGCGAUAUGCAUUGCAACUGAUCAAUGCAGCAGAUCUCAUAAGAAGACGUAGAGGGACGAAAGUGGUUACAUCACUAGAUAUUCGCAGAGCAUUUGGAUUGUUCCUGGAUACAAGAAGAAGUACGAAGUACCUAGUGGAGUUCCAACAUGAUUUCAUGUUCUCGGAACUUGAACCAGAAGAUGAACAACCUUCAGAUAACAUGCAACUGGAAGAUACAAAAGAAUCAAGCAGCACAAUGGACAUUGAUAAAGAUAAACAAUGAAAUCGUGUCGCUGUAAUUACCGCUGCAAAACAGUGCAGUGCAAAAAAAAACAACACAAUCGGAACAACA